Molecule: messenger RNA, 2955 nt
Organism: Neoarius graeffei (lesser salmon catfish)
Lineage: Eukaryota; Metazoa; Chordata; Actinopteri; Siluriformes; Ariidae
Gene: zfta
Product: zinc finger translocation associated
Exons: 5
Coding region: 342-2162 (606 amino acids)
Biological process (GO): negative regulation of DNA-templated transcription
Source: RefSeq, a predicted model, not a curated record
GGAGCCCCAGGGGCCCCAAAGCUCGGCUCCCCACCCUGAAGAGAAGCGGAGCCUCUGAAAAACACACACAGGAGGCCGUUUGGAAGCGACAGGACAUUUUAUGAGUGUUUAAUAAGGACUCGGAUGGGAGUGAAGAGUGGCUGGAAACUCGCGUGGACGCGGAAAAGUUGAGUGAAGUUGAGCCGCGCGCGCAGAGCAGAGCAGCGCGCGACACCGCGCACACUUACUUGCGGUGCACCGGGCGGGCGAUCCGCGGCGCUUCCUGCUGCUGCCGCCGGCGAGAUGCUGCGCUUCUAACAGCGUUCGGCUUCGAGGAGCGCGGACCUGAACAUCAGACCGGGAUGGAAGAGAAGAAGGAGUGCAGGGAGUCGGAGCCCGGGGUCCAGACGGAAAGCCUCUCAUUGAUCCUCCGCGGUGAGAGAGAGGAGGCCAGUCCCACUUCCGGCGCCUCGGCGCGGCUCGCAGCAGGUGAAGAUGACAUGACUAAUGGUCACGUUAAAGAUGACCAUCAGACUGGUCUGAUCACUCAUGUGGACUCAUCAGGGACGAGCUACUGGAGCAUUUUGGAGAGCCCUGAAUCGCCCUUCCUCCUGUCCCCUGUUCCAGGGCCAUCGAGACACAAAACAUCUCCGGUUAAAUCAGGGCGGGCAUCUCGGACUGGCCACAGCCGUAUCCCUGGUCGAGAUCACCGCCGCUACUACCACGAACACUGGAGAACCGAGUACCUGAUGGACUUUGACCCCAAGAGAAAUGGGAUGAUCUGCAUGGUAUGCGGCAGUUCCUUAGCCACUCUAAAGCUGAGCACCAUUAAGAGACAUAUCAGGCAGAAGCAUCCCGAUUCCUUGCUGUGGAGCGCGUCCGAUAAGGAGGUGAUCCGGUCAGGCUGGGAGAACCAUCUGAAUCUAGAGACUAGUCAGACAUCCUGUCCAGAUUCAGCCAUCGCUUCAGAGCCGGAGGAGACACUAGAAUGCACCAGUCCUUCUACAGACAAGCCUGGCAGUGCUGUGAUAGUUAAAACCGAGUCUCAGUCUGAGCCCAGUAUGGUGAGCUCCUCAUCGGCUCAGGAGACUCAGAGUGUGCCGACUGAGAUGCUAGAGCGCUACGUGAACGACUCACUGCACGCCUGGUUUCGCCAGGAGUUCCUAAUGGAGUACCAGGCAGAGGCAGGCAGGCUGGUGUGCAUGGUGUGCAGCUGUCGCUUGCCCUCACUUCAUCUUGACCAUAUCAAGAGGCAUGUCCUGGAGCAACAUCCCAACUCAUUGGUGUACAGCGCAGAGGAGAAACAUCGCAUCCUGCAGAGCUGGGCCCAAAGCCAGGACUCUGUCAAGUCAGAGCCAGACACCAAAGAUCUGAGCGUGAACUCUCCAGCACAGCAGCCUGACUCUCUCCAGCACAAUACAGAGCCACAUGGACAGUCUAGAAGGGAAUCAGCCGCCCCUUCUCACCUCACCACCAGGUUAAAAAACAGCUGCCCAUGGCAUCUACGGCUGGAUUAUUUGGUUGCUAUCGGGCCUCCGGGCAUGCCAGGCUGCUACUGCAUGGUAUGUUCUGAGGAGCUGCCAGUGGUGAGAGUCAGCAGCUUUCGAAGGCACAUACAGGACUGCCACCCUGAGACCAGCAAUCUCAGCCAAAGAGAGAGAGAAGAUAUAGCCAGUGCCUGGACCGAGGAUGGGGCCGUGGAGGAGCCGGAAACGCACUCGGAGCAGGCUGCCCCCAGUGACACACUUGUUGAAAACAAGACGCCGUCCAUAAAACCAUCUACCAAGCAAAGUGGCAUCAAGAAGGAAGAUGGGGAGAAGUCGAAGAUCAUGUCAGCACCCAUUAUUGGGCGACACAGCCACUACCCAGGCAAGGACCAGCGGCGUAACUACCAGGUGCGCUGGCGCAUGGAGUACCUGAUGGACUACGACUGCAGGAGGCAUGGGCUGAUCUGCAUGGUGUGCGGUGCCACGCUAGCGACUCUGAAGGUGAGCACGAUCAAGAGGCACAUCCAGCAAGUCCACCCUCACUCACUGAACUACAGUCCCGAGGAGAAGCAGCAAGCAGUGCAGAGCUACAGCCAAGCAACGCAACAUUUCGUUCACUCAGACUACUGCUUCUCAGGCUCGGAUCACAGUCACGUAGCACAGACCAACACUAAUGCUCAGAUCGACCAGGUUUAAUGAACAGUGGGGGUCGUGGCAUGCUUUCUUGCACUCAGGAAGAAGAUUGCUGGAACAAGCCAAAAAAAUAUGAUCUCCACAGCUUUUUAGUUGCCAUUGGAAGCUUGAUACAAUUCUUUGUGCACUUUUUGUUUGUUUGAUUUCACAACAUGGUUUCUGUUGUUAAGCAGUGAUCUGUUUGGAGCUGGAGAAAUGUAAAGUUGUUCCCUAAAGAGGAAUGAUGUCACUGGUUUAUGUAAGAAUGAAGGACCUCCCCAGCACCUUUUUAUGCAUCCGUAUUUGUACAGUGCAGUCGUUGGUGAGAUUUAUUGAUUGCUGCAGAUUGCAGGGUUUAAAGUAGCAGAGGGAUUGUUUUGCAUGGGGUCAGCAAUGCAGUGAGUGGGUCGCACGUUCAGCACUUAAUAAAGCACUUGGUAUGGGGGAGGGCGAAGGGAACCGUUACGAAACAUGACUUCUCGAGCAGCACCUUGGAAAAGCACACACUUGUGUGUCGAGUGAACAGUUCCUGUGUUUCAAAGAUUCCCCCUCCCAAUCAUUAAUGAAUAUCACACAUGAGAAAAUUGUUACCUACUGGUAGAGUACUAGUCAUUGAUUGGGUGUGUGUGUGUGGUUUUUGUUUCCCCCCAAAAGAUCAUUGAAUCAUAUUUCAAGCCCAUGUCUCAGGGAGUGUGUGUGUGUAAUCUGGGCUUGUUAUCCAUCCUGUAGAUUCAUUUUUUUCCUCUUUUUUUUGUGACUUGACCACUCCCUAUAGUCUAAAGUGAUGCAAUUAAAUUCUUUACAAACUGCAUGAAAA